Molecule: messenger RNA, 1011 nt
Organism: Thyridium curvatum
Lineage: Eukaryota; Fungi; Ascomycota; Sordariomycetes; Thyridiales; Thyridiaceae
Exons: 3
Coding region: 1-1011 (336 amino acids)
Molecular function (GO): methyltransferase activity
Source: RefSeq, a predicted model, not a curated record
AUGGGCGCAGACAGAGACACCACAGCCACGACGACGGACGCGCCCAUCGCGGCGGCCACCGAGCCCGUGCUCGACGACGAGCUCGAGCUCGCCGAGACGGGCUCGAGCGCAUCGACGUCCAUCACCUCGAGCAUCUACAAACACGCGUACGAGAACGGCCGCCGCUUCCACAGCUACAAGUACGGGCGGUACCCGCUGCCCAACGACGACGCCGAGCAGCAGCGCGAGGACAUCAAGCACGCAAUGAUGCUCGAGGUCACGGACGGCAAGCUGUACUAUGCACCCAUCAGUUCCGACUCGCAGCGGAUAUUAGACGUAGGGACGGGCACGGGAAUAUGGGCCAUUGAGAUGGCGGACAUGAUGCCCAGCGCAGAAGUCCUCGGGAUCGACCUGUCUCCCAUACAGCCGCAGUGGGUGCCCCCCAACUGCAAGUUCAUGGUCGAUGACGCGGAGGAGGAGUGGCUCAACGGCGACGACUACGACAUGGUCCACAUGCGCACCAUGGCGUCCACCCUGAAAGACGUACCCAAGACACUAGGCUACGCCUUCAAGUCCCUAAAGCCCGGCGCAUGGCUAGAGAUGCAGGAGAUCCACGGCUGGGCCAACUGCGACGACGGCACCAUGCCCGAGGACGACCCGCUGUACAAGUUCUACGUCACGGCCGGCGACGCCUUCCGCUCCUUCGGCAUGAACCUGGCGCUGGCCAAGGACCUGCGGCCGCUGAUCGAGGAGGCCGGCUUCGUCAACAUCCAGUGCAUCGUGAAAAAGGUGCCCGUCGGACCCUGGCCCAAGGACCGGACCCUGCGCGUGGCCGGCCUGUACUGUCGACAGGCCAUCCUGGAACUGAUCCCCGCCAUGGUGGGCAAGCCCUUCCAGGCCCUGGGGAUGAGCAAGGCCGAGGCCGAGAUGCUGGGUUUGGACGUCAGGAAGGCACUCAAGGACAUGUCGAAGCAUCGCUACCUGAAUUUCUACUUCUGGAUUGCGCAGAAGCCAGAAUCUCCAACAUCAUGA